GAAAUCAAAUAAGAAUUUUGUCCAUUUUGUAAAUUUCUGUUAAAAAGCUUAAGAAAUAGCUGAAAUUGAAAAUAUUGCUUCACAUAAAAUGAAGCUGGAGGAACUGUUGACAAAAGGAUCAUCAUCGCCACAUGAGGACGACGACGACGACGAUGAAAAGGUCGAGGUGAACACAAAAACUACAAACGCGGGGGUGGGAAAUUCUGAAGAUGCUCCGGAUGCUGAAAAAGAAAGCGCAUCAGGAAAGAAAAAGGGCACACGCAAGAAGCGCUCCCUUAAUUGGGAGGAGGCUGAACGUGGACUACUUUUGGAGGUAAUCAAGUCGAAGGUGGCGUUUGUAGAAAACAGAAGCGUCGAUGCGAAAAGCAUAAAGGCAAAGCGUCUGGCCUGGUCCCAAAUCACUAAACAGUUUAAUGCGCUAAACUUCCGACAUCGCAUGCUUGAGCAAAUUCAAGUACAAUGGCGCAGCAUGAAGAAUUCGGCAAAACGCGAGCAUCAGCAAAAGCACCCAAAGUCCGAUGCACUGGAAGGCAUGCGUAUGAUCGAAUUUAUGGAGGAGCUGCAAAAGGAUCCGGUAACCUCACGCAGUCAAACACGGAGCAACACCAAUGUGAACACAAAUGGCGGAGGCGCCAGCUCCCUGAAGAAAGAAGUGCUCGAAAUGGACGAAGAUGAGGACAUGCCACUGGCAGCCUUGCCCAACUCCACCAAUGCGAGUGAGGACACGCUGCAGACGUCCACCAUAGCCAUACCAUCGCCGCCCCCAUCAACCGCUGGCGGAGAUGGAGAUUCGCAGCAGGAAAGUGCACAACAGCCGGCGCCCGCACGACGCAAACGUGCUAAGCCCACAACAAGCAGCAAGAAUGUAGCAUCAGAGUCCACAGAGAACGGCAAAAAUGCGCCAGUUCGCAAACGACGCCAGCGUAAUCACUCCCAGGCGCAUUCUAUACUAUCCGACGAUUUUAACAACGACGCGCCCGCGAAUUUGAAUGUAAAUGCUGCCGGAACCAACCCAAUGCAGCAGUUUUCGCUAGCCGCAGCCAACGUACAAGCUGGCGCCAGCCACGAUACAAUAGAAAUGGAGCAAAAAUUCAAGCAAGAGCUUUUCAAACUGCUGAAACAAGCACGCUUGGCAGAAAUCGACUAUGCCCGACGCGAGCACGAGCAGAAGCUGCGCUUCGAUCAAAUGGAGCAGGAACUCAAGAUGAGCUACUAUCGGCAAGAGCAAGACCUCAAGCUACGAAAUAUGCGGGAGGAGCACGAUAUGCGGCUGCGUCAACAGCGGCGCGAGCACGAGGCACGUUUAAGUGUCUACAAUCAAAGCAGUGCGUUGAAUGGCGAAGGGGUUGGCGGUAACGGGGGUGGUGGUGGUGGUGGCAGCAGUAACAGCAAUGUACCACAAGAGUCUGUGGAGCAGACAAAUCCCGUGGUACGCUGCAAUGCAAAAACAGAUUACAAUAAUGUGGAUAACACCGCAGCUCAAGCAUCGACUAGCACGGAAGCAGCUCUCUCGCUCAGCACGAAUGCCCUGACCUAUAAUUAAUGCCGAUGGACUAAGAGACGCGUUGCAUGAAUAACAAUACGAAUUGCCA
Molecule: messenger RNA, 1592 nt
Organism: Scaptodrosophila lebanonensis
Lineage: Eukaryota; Metazoa; Arthropoda; Insecta; Diptera; Drosophilidae
Exons: 4
Coding region: 89-1543 (484 amino acids)
Source: RefSeq, a predicted model, not a curated record